This is a messenger RNA of Neocloeon triangulifer, 3110 nucleotides long. Its product is annotated as insulin-like growth factor-binding protein complex acid labile subunit. The transcript has 2 exons. Lineage: Eukaryota; Metazoa; Arthropoda; Insecta; Ephemeroptera; Baetidae. Gene Ontology annotation, molecular function: protein binding. The record is from RefSeq and is a predicted model, not a curated record. Bases 152 to 1537 code for a protein of 461 amino acids.
AUUUUCUGUUAGAAAUUCUUUUUGUACAUUUGUCUUAAGAUUGUUUGCUGCAAUCAAGGCCGAGUUACAUCACUGGGGUCAAUGCAAACGUCACCGGGUCAAUCGCUCUAUUUUCACUUCCUCGAUCCAAUCUCUCGCAAUCUGCAGCAGCAUGCAGACUGUUAAGAACUCUCUGCUCCUUUUAUCGUUAUUCAACUUGUCUUGCUUGGCUCAGAAAUGCCCAUCAAAUUGCACCUGUCCAGAGCAUCCCGAGGACCUCUUCCUAUUGGUCUGUCCGGGACUAAACGGACUCAUUCUUCCCAACCACACCCUGCAGCUCGACUGUCUGCCAGACUUUGACCCUCAACGGGUACCUUCUCUUCUUCCGUCAGCGCCAGAAGUGUCCCUAACCAACUGUCCGCCUGACGUUUUUGUCUCAUCCAACACCAAGAGUCUUUUCAUCCGCAACAUCUCCUUGCCUGUUUCAAGGGUCAGACUUGGAGAAUGGACAAACUUGGAAAAGUUAGACAUUUCCAACAACCAUCUUGAAAUUUUGCCAUCUAGGCUCCUCAAUGGGCUGAACGGUCUGCGACAACUGGACCUUUCAAGGUGCCAUCUGUAUUUUAUCUACCCUUCCUGCUUCAAAGACUUUGCUCUGUUAAAGGAACUUUACCUGGAGGAUAACAGUCUGACUGAAAUUGAGGAAAACCAGUUCCAAGAACUUUCCGCCCUAUGGCUACUUCACCUUUGGGGCAACCGUAUUUCCAAACUCACCAACGCUUCUUUUUUCGGUUUGGGAGAGCUACGCCACCUCGACUUGUCCCACAACCGUAUUCAUGCCAUCUCCUCAGACGUGUUGGCUCCUCUGAUCAAACUGAAGCACCUGGAUCUGUCCAACAACCGUUUCCAAGUGCUCCCUGGUGACCUUUUGCGGUACAACAUUCAUUUAGAGGUCUUCAAAUUUGAAAGUAACUUCAAAGGAUCUCUCUUCAAUCCAGACGCAGAGUGGCUUCAGUCCAUCGAGCUUCCUCAGGGACUGUUGUCAGAUCUUCGAAAACUCAAAAGGGUGUCAUUUGCAGACUCUGCUGUGGCUUUCGUCCCGCGAUUUCUGCUCCGAGGAUCGGAAAGCUUGACCCACUUAGACCUGAGGGGCAACAGACUAUCUACCAUUCCUAAGUUUUUCCUCCAAGACGUCCAAAACCUGAAAUGGCUUGACCUUAGUCACAACAAUUUGGAAAACUUGACGGACGACUUUCUGUCCAGAACAUCCUCAUCUUUGGAGUAUCUUAACCUUAGCAGCAACAGUUUAGCAACAAUGCCCAAAGGUUCAUUUUAUGAGUUUGUUUACCAUUUGGACGUCCGGCACAACCAGCUAGACAGAAUACCGUCAGAAAUAGUUGAGCAGUUACGAAAAAAUUUGAAUUUAAGGGAGUUUUACUUUGUGACAAAUAACUUAUGGAACUGUGAAUUCAUUAAUACGAAAGAGCUCUUUCGAAUUAUUACCCAGAUUGUAGAGAAGGGUGUCGCGUCUGAUUACAAAAAUAGAUGUCCAGAGUAAAACUGCGCAGUGCAAGCUGCCAUUAUGGAAAAUUUUUAAGAGCCGUGACUGACAGUCUGUGAGAUGCAGUUUAAAUUAAUUUAAAAACUUUCAAAGUGAAAAAGAACAAAAUUUUUUAAGAACUAUUAUAGAAAUUUUAUUUUGAUUAAAAAAUUUUAUGCAAUCUCUUUUAAGAACAAAAAGUCAACACAUUAUUAUAUAAAAUAAUAAAAAAUAUAUAAUUGAAAUAUUUUUCCUUACAUUUUAUUGCUUUCUCAAUUUUUUUCCAAAAAGCCUCUUAAGAAAGUGUAUGUGAUUCUUCUCUACAAUUGCUGUAGUUUCAUUUAUAACUUUUUGAUUAUUUGUAUUAUGUAUCUUGAUUUGGGUAGACACUGCCUUAAUUGUGGUGCACAAAUCAACUUCAUUUGCAACUAUUAAUUGAUUCCUUUUGACAUUAAGAAAUAGGUUUGAGAUUGCAAUUCAAUUCUCAAUUGAAAAUAGUAAUGUAUCUAUUCAAUAUUUUUUCUCUUUAUUGGAUGUACAUAAACCAUGCAGGUGCAAUUGUAAUAUCAAAAUUCAAGUUUAAUACAAAAUUAUCACUUUUGCUUGUAGCUUGUUUUGUGACCAUUAGCCCAAAAGCCACCUGCGCGUUCGUUUCUCUUUCUUGCUUUGAGUUUUUUGCUAACCUCAGCGCUUCUGACGCUGACUAAAUUCAUCAUGUGGUGGUUCAUCAGUUUGGCCUCCACGUUAAUUGCUUUCUCUCUUUUCGCAAGAGUGCCCGAUUUUAAAUUGUUUCCGGGAAAAUUUUGCGUCUCGCUUCGCCUCACUGUGACAGGUGUUUUCUGUUUGUCUUUGUUUUGGAGUUUUUGCUGGUGAUUGAAAAACAAGUUUUGCGGAUUUGGUUUUUCCGCCUCAAGACUUGGGUCAUCUUUGGUUUCACUGAAUGUCGCUUUUUUCCACUUUUCUAAGGCGGCCGUAUUUGCAGUCCUUUUAUUAACGUCUAAAUAUGUCUUCAAAGUCUCAGCAAUUUCGUCAUCCUUCCCUUUCUUUUGCAACUCUCCAAUUCUUGACAACAGCCACAUUUCCAAGUGCUGUUUGCCGUGACCCUGGAUGUCUAGUUUAUUUUUCAGCGAUCGCAAAACUUCUUUCAAGAGUGCAUCCUUGGUCGCCGCUGUUGUGUCUUCUAGCUGAUUCAACGAAUUUUUCUCUUCUGCCAAUGAGCAGUGGCUUUGCUUUACAAGCCAGAGGCCCGUUACUAAAAUACUAGAAAAUUGUUAAAAUGAAUGUUAAAGAAAAAAAUUUAAAAAAUGAUCUCACCACAGCAGCCGCAUUAACCUUAGCGAUUUGGCUUUCAAAUAAUAAGUUUCGCAAGUUCAGCACUUCAUUAUAUACAACACAAAACUGUAUCUCGCUGAAAGGCAGUUGGCACAGAGUACAGAGUUUGCUUGAUUCAACACGGAUUGUUUAGGAAUUUCCAGCUGCUUAUUUUUGAUUAUUUAUUACUGAUAAUAAAAAAAAGAUUGAAGAUAUGCUAGAAUCACAAAUGAUCCCAAAUUAUUUAAAGUUUAGAAAGAAAAAACAUUAUUUAUAACAU